Molecule: messenger RNA, 1585 nt
Organism: Lacerta agilis (Sand lizard)
Lineage: Eukaryota; Metazoa; Chordata; Lepidosauria; Squamata; Lacertidae
Gene: ARK2C
Product: ring finger protein 165
Exons: 9
Coding region: 344-1414 (356 amino acids)
Biological process (GO): motor neuron axon guidance; positive regulation of BMP signaling pathway
Molecular function (GO): zinc ion binding; ubiquitin protein ligase activity
Source: RefSeq, a predicted model, not a curated record
AGGAGGGGAGAGAGGCGCAAAAGGCACCAGCCGAGCCCAGCGCAAGGCCUCCCUCCCAUUGGCUGCGAUUCCCUUUGUGCGCCAGGCAGCUGCGAGCCUCAGCUCUCCAUUUGAAUGUAUACAGGGCACUGGGAAGGGACCAUUUCCAUGGGCCAUCUGUCUUACUCUAGCCCGCAGCAGCAGCAGCAGCCUCUCCAGAAACAGCAGACGCCAGCACUGCCAAAACCAUCACCAUCGCCACCGAGGAGGAGAAGGAGGAGGACCGCCGCCGCCGCUGCCGCCACCAUCACCACCAUCACCGAGGGAUAGUUCCAGCCCCAGGGGACCACAGCAGCUGGCCAGGAUGGUUUUGGUACACGUCGGCUAUCUUGUUCUUCCAGUGUUUGGCUCUGUGCGAAACAGAGGCGCUCCUUUUCAAAGGUCUCAGCAUCCUCAUGCUACCUCCUGCCGGCACUUCCACCUGGGUCCCCAGCCUCAGAUUUCCACAGACUUCCCCCUGCCUCACGCCGUCCAGCCUCACAUGGCAACCGCGCACCAGCACGGAGGCCCCCUGCACCCGCCCCUACCGCCUCUGCCUGCCCUGCCAUUCCAGGAAGUGACGGGACCCUCUUUCCUACCUCAGGCCCUUCACCAGCAAUACCUCCUCCAGCAGCAGCUCCUCGAGGCCCAGCACCGCCGACUCAUGCCUCAUCCCAGGUCACCAUUAAGCUCUGUGCAGGCAACUGAUCCAGGGCGGACUCAGGAGCGUAUCUCUGUCCAACCUCAUCGGUUACACCCAAGCUUCGAAUUUGGCCAUCAACUGCAGACUCCUCAACCCAUGGGCCCCCAGCCCAGAUAUUUAGCAGAAGGAACAGACUGGGAUCUCAGCGUCGAUGCUGGCCUAACUCACAACCAGUUCCAGGUCAGGCCAGUCCCACAGCACUAUCAGCAUUACUUAGCGACACAACGAAUGCAGCAUUUCCCCCGGAACACGUCCUCAACGCAGAUGGUUGUUCAUGAAAUUAGAAACUACCCAUAUCCUCAGCUUCAGCUACUUGCUCUUCAGGGACUGAAUCCAAACCGACACACGUCCGCUGUGAGGGAAAGUUACGAAGAGCUUUUGCAACUGGAAGACAGGCUGGGCAGUGUGAACAGGGGGGCCGUCCAGAACACCAUUGAACGGUUCACUUUCCCACACAAAUACAAGAAGAGGAGACCGCAGGAAAUCAAAGCAGUAAAGGAAGAUGGGGAGGAGUCGGACACCGAUGAGAAAUGCACAAUCUGUCUCUCGAUGCUUGAAGACGGAGAGGAUGUGAGGCGUUUACCAUGUAUGCAUCUGUUUCACCAAGUGUGUGUGGACCAGUGGCUCGCGACCAGCAAGAAAUGCCCCAUCUGCCGAGUGGACAUUGAAACACAGCUCGGGUCUGACAGCUGAGAGAGGAGAGCCAGCUCUGGGGAUGUGUCCUCUUUUCCUUUCCUUUUCUCGGUCCUUCCUGGGGCGUCGCAGCCCCUCUGCAGCAAAAGUUUUGCCUUUCUGAGCCAUUUGAUUUUGUGUGUGUGUGUGUGAAGAAAGCCUGCAAGCACAUUCGCAGAUUAUUUAAAAAAA